AUGACGCACGGCCGGCAGCCACACGGCUGCCUCCUACCCGCCCUGCUGACCACCCGCUCUGCUCGAGGCGGACGCUUCGGGCAAGGCGCGGAGGCAAGGAGGCGGCACAGCAGAGGUGUAGAGCGGUGUGGAAUGGAGGCGGCACUUCAGUCGAGGAGGUGGCACUUCAGUCGAGUAGGCGCCACUUCAGUCGAGGAGGCGGCACGUCCGGCAAGGGGUGAGGCGGAGGAACGUGAGGGAGUGGUUGAUGGGUUGGACGAGGGGAUGCAUGACUGGGAUGCUCAAGGAGGGGGGAGCGGCAGCAUGGAGGUGAGCAUUCGAGGAGGCGGCACUUCAGUCCCCAAGCCGGCGCUCCAGUUUCCAGGAGCAGUCGCCUCUGCUUUUCUCUGGUAA
Closterium sp. Naga37s-1 is the source of this 393-nucleotide messenger RNA. The record is from the annotation of a GenBank genome assembly. Lineage: Eukaryota; Viridiplantae; Streptophyta; Zygnematophyceae; Desmidiales; Closteriaceae.